Molecule: messenger RNA, 1941 nt
Organism: Encephalitozoon romaleae SJ-2008
Lineage: Eukaryota; Fungi; Microsporidia; Unikaryonidae
Exons: 1
Coding region: 1-1941 (646 amino acids)
Biological process (GO): tRNA wobble uridine modification
Cellular component (GO): elongator holoenzyme complex
Molecular function (GO): protein binding
Source: RefSeq, a predicted model, not a curated record
AUGGAUUCUGUCUUUAUAUCUGCUGGAUGCACAGGAAAGCCGAAGGUUUCCACUGCAUUUGGAGAUAAAAUGGCCUAUGGAUCCAGGUCGAACGUUGUUAUAGCUGAUGAAGAAAAGGUCCUUUCUGUGAUCUACAUGGACAACGAUGUGAAUGCAAUUGAAUAUGGAUAUGGCAUGAUAGCUGUAGGAGAUAUUAACGGAGGAGGAUAUAUAGUAAGGGAUGGGGAGAUUAGAAGGUGUAACCUUGAAGGGUGUGUUGAGGCAGUAGGGCUUAUGAAUGAAUUAUGGGCUAUGUUCUGCACAAUAGAUACAGUUUCCGUGUACGACAUAGCUGGAAACACCAUCAAGAAAGAGACAAGGAUUGAAUGGGUUCCUACAUGCUUGACAACGAUAUGCAGCAGAACGUUUGCUGGAAGUAGGAAGGGGAGUAUUUUUGUGCUAGAUGAAAUUGAAGAUGAUAUAAAAUGGCAUGAGGUUGAGGGUCAUAAGGACAGUAUUCAAGAUAUAAAGUCUACUUUAAUAGAUGGAGAGGCGUAUGUUGCUACAUCUUCACAGGAUGAAACAAUAAAGAUAUGGAGGGUUACCGAUGAAUGGCCAUGGAUUAAACAUAUCCAAACGCUCAAUGGCCAUACCGAUUGGGUUUAUGGGGUGUUCUGGACAGGAAAGGGAGAUCUUCUUAGUUCAUCCGCAGACAAAUCUAUAAUCUACUGGGAAAGGAGGUCUAAGUGGGAGGAUGUGAUGAGGCUUGGUGGACAGGAAAUCUUUUUCAAUGUGCUGAUGGUUAAAAGCCUGAUUAUAGGACAGUCCCGCUCUGGAGGAUUCUAUAAAUUCACAGACACGCUUGAAAGUUUUAUCUCUGGGCAUUUAGAUGGAGUGAAGUCCAUAGACUGGAGAGGGGAGUUUCUGCUUACAUCUUCACUUGAUAUGACAUCUAGGAUGUUUUACAAGGGAUAUGAGGUGGGAAGGCCUCAAAAACACGGGUAUGGGCUAACUUCUGCAAGAUUUCUAAACGAUGAUAGCCUGCGGUUUGUAAGCUCUGCACAAGAGACGAUUUUAAGGAUCUAUGAGCCCACACAGGUUUUCUAUAUGUCAUGCAUAUAUGUGGAAACCAGAAGAAAAGACGUGGUUGAGUCUCUCAGGGAGAUGAAUAUUUCCAGGAAUGGAAGAUCUCUGGAUGAUUUCUUUCCUGAUAUCAACAGUUUGAAGUUUGCAGCUGUAUGUGCAGAGCUGUCUCUGACAAAUGAGGUUUUGGAGGACCUUGAAUUUGAGUCACUCAACGAGGAGCUACUGUCUGUAACGACUUUUAACGAGAUAAGAAAAGUUUAUGGGCAUUACUUCGAUGUGUCUGAUGUAGCGGUAUCGAAGGACUUUGCUGUUUCUUGUAACAAGUCGUCGUUGAAGAAGUUUUCGGGAAUCUUUGUAUGGAACCGAGAGUUUGAGCUGAUAGAUUACAUAGAAGUACAUGAUUAUGGAAUAGAAAGAUUAGUGUUUUCACGUGACGGGAGGUACUUGGCAGCAGCCUCCAAAGACAAGACUGUGUCUGUUUACGAUGUUGGGAAGAGCAUAAGGUUUUCAAGAAGGCUAGAAGGUCAUAGAAGAAUUGUGUGGGAUUGCAGUUUCAGCCACGAUUCUCGGUAUCUCGCCACAUGUUCUCGAGACAGGAGUGUGCUUGUUUAUGAGGCACCGGAGUUCAGAGUGAAGUAUGUGUCUAAAUUUGAUUGUGAAGCCACUUCCUUGUGCUUUUCACCGAGAGAAUAUCUUCUGGCUAUAGGGCUUGAGUCUGGCGAUGUGUUAAUAGCAAAGCUUGGGGGGGCAGAGAUUAAGAUCAAGAGGAGAAGUAAGGAGCACAGCAAACGUGUGAAUGUGAUAUCCUUUAACGAAGAUGGAAGUGGAUAUGCCACCGGUGGCGGUGAUGGGAUGGUUAAGAUGUUCUUGGUAUAA